Messenger RNA from Paramuricea clavata, 630 nucleotides. Lineage: Eukaryota; Metazoa; Cnidaria; Anthozoa; Malacalcyonacea; Plexauridae. The record is from the annotation of a GenBank genome assembly.
AUGGAGCCCAUGACAAAAGCAAUUCGAGCAGCGAUUACAGAACACAAGAAUUGGAAGAAGGAACUCUAUAGUUUCUUGUUAAAUUAUCGGGCAACGCCACAUAGUACAACCAAGUUCUCUCCUGCAGAACUUUUAUUUAAUCGUAAAAUUAAAAUGAAACUGCCAAACCCAGUGCAUCAGAUGCAGGACACUGUAAAAGACAAGCAAGUUCGAGAGAAUGACGUCAAAGCUAAGGAACGAAUGAAAGCAAAUGCAGAUCGAGUGAAAAAAAUGCGAAAGAGUCAAAAAUGUUUAUUGGUGACACUGUACUGGUGCGUCAAAGAAAACACAACAAAUUCUCCACACGGUAUGAUCCUAAACCAUAUCGGAUCACUAAAAUUAAUGGCACUAUGGUAACCGCUUCACGUCCAUUCCAUCACCCGGAAUAUUUCCUUUUACAAAAAGAUUCAACCACAACCUGUUAAGGAAGAGUGGCAAGACAGUGAUAACAUGGGAGGUGACUUAAGUGAUGAUGUAGCUGAUGAAAUCAACCAAGACGGUGAAAAAAAGUACAAGGGAGGAGAUAUCCACAGAGAGACAGGCAACCAACCCAAAGAUACGGUCAGAAUAUUUAUGAAUAUAGAUAAUUAG